Messenger RNA from Glossina fuscipes, 1218 nucleotides. RefSeq names its product probable serine/threonine-protein kinase irlF. The transcript has 9 exons. Lineage: Eukaryota; Metazoa; Arthropoda; Insecta; Diptera; Glossinidae. The record is from RefSeq and is a predicted model, not a curated record. Bases 1 to 1218 code for a protein of 405 amino acids.
AUGGAUGUUAUAGAAUUUUUGGGGAACACGCAAAAGAAAAACAUUAAAAAUUCCAUUCAACAAAGAAUACAAGAAAAAUUAAAAGAUUAUGAAAAAAAUUUAAAAAGAAGACAAAGGAGAUUAAGAGAUCUUUUGGAAGCCGACUAUAUCCAGUAUAAUGAAGAAAUUCUUUGGCUGAUUAAUGAACGGGUGAAGGAAUCUUUUCAGAAACGCAUUGAAUGGUUGAAUAUGCAACGUUUAGAAAGGGAAAGAGCUGAAGUGGAACUAUUGAAAUUGAAACAACAGCAAAGAGAAUUAGAAAAUUGCGAGAAAUGGCGUCAUUAUCAGACGAGAGAAUUGUUAUUAGAAACGAAGGAAUCGCAAUUAUAUCAAAUUGAGGAAAAGAAAAUGCGUCAAGAAAACGAAAAAUUAAUUGAAGACAUGUGGGUAACGGUCAUGGAUAGAGUAAGAAAAGAAAGGGAAUAUCAAGAAUAUUAUGAAAGUAAAUUACGUCAUGUCAUCUCUGGAUUGGAUCAAGAGAAAAAUCAGAAAAUUUCUCAAGAAUUCAAAGAAAUGUGUCUUCUUCAGAGUAAUCAACUGAAACAAGAAUCUCAAGCGGAAAGUCAAAGGUUUGCCCAAUUGGAUGCAAGAAAGCGUAAAGAUGAGAAGCUCUUGGAUGUGAUGAAAAAACAGCAGCAAACGAAAGAGCUGGAGCAACAAAUUUUAGAGAAUUCUCAAAGAGAAUAUUGUUUAAAACGCAACGAGUUGACCGAGGAUUUGAAACAACAAUUCGUAGACAAUCAAGAACUACUUAAUGAUUUGCAGGAACGUGAAAAAGAAAAGAUACGUAACAACGAAUGGCAUAAGUGUUACUUGGCAUAUUGUCUAAACGAAAAGAGAGAUAAGAUUAGAGAGGAAGCAGAAUUCAACGAAUUAUAUCGGGGAACUGGUUGUGUUUUAGUGGCCAAUAAAAAGCAGCCAUACAGUAAAGCUCAAAGUAGUAGUAAAGACUUAACGUUUAUUACAUCGGCUAUGUCAGAACUGUCGCGUCGACCUGAAUAUGGUACAAUGAUAAAUAUCGCUCUUUAUCACACAGUCGAUGUAUUUGCUCUAAAGUUGAACGUGGACAUCUCCGUUGAAAAUGUUUCAUUCCAAAGCGCCCGAUACGAAGCGUUUACCAGCGUCCACAAGAAUGAGGGAUGGUUAGGAGGUUUUACGCCUCCUGAAGUGUUAGGAUGA